AUGUGGAUUCUUUUCUUGGAAAAAGGCUGGCGUCAAGUUGCAAAAGUAGCUUGGCAGCAGCAAAAGGUACAAACCAUCAAGGUCAGCAAUCUUUCCUUGGGUGCAAGUGAGAGAGACAUAAAGGAGUUCUUUUCUUUUUCUGGUGAUAUUGCAUAUGUCGAAAUGAUGAGUGAUACUGAGCGGUCCCAAAUUGCUUAUGUUACCUUCAAGGAUGUACAAGGAGCUGAGACUGCAGUUCUCCUUUCGGGAGCGACAAUAGUGGAUAUGUCUGUCACCAUAACUCUGGCUCCAGAUUACGAGUUGCCACCUGCUGCUACAGCAGCCAAUGUAACUGAGAAUAAAUCGCCUGGUGGGGCUGAAUCUGCAUUACGGAAGGCAGAGGAUGUUGUUAGUGGCAUGCUUGCCAAGGGGUUUGUCCUGGGCAAAGAUGCAGUCAACAAGGCAAAGAAUUUUGAUGAGAAGCACCAGUUGACCUCAACAGCUUCAGAAAAAGUUGCUUCUUUUGACAAAAAGAUUGGGCUCAGUGAGAAAAUAAGCGCUGGUACCUCUGUGGUUAGUGACAAAGUUCGCGAAGUGGAUCAGAAAUUUCAGGUCUCAGAGAAAACCAAAUCAGCUUUUGCAGCUGCUGAGCAGACAGUGAGUAACGCUGGAUCUGCUAUAAUGAAGAACCGGUAUGUGUUUACCAGUGCUUCAUGGGUUACUGGUGCUUUUAAUAAGGUUGCAAAAGCAGCUGGGGAGGUUGGUCAGAAAACAAAAGAGAAAGUGGGAAUGGUUGAAGAGGAGAAACAUAGGAAAAUAGAGGAUGACUAUGCUCAAGUUCUAUCUGAUUCUCCAAAAGCAUCUGUGCCAUCCGAGCAUGACCCAUCCAAGCCAGAACCUGUUAAAGGUUUGAUCCUCUGA
Messenger RNA from Prunus armeniaca (apricot), 900 nucleotides. The record is from the annotation of a GenBank genome assembly. NCBI's taxonomy places the organism in Eukaryota, Viridiplantae, Streptophyta, Magnoliopsida, Rosales, Rosaceae.